CGGGGCGGGGCUUAAAUGUGGGCGGGGCUUCCUCGAGUUCCGGAGUCGAGUCGCUGUCUGGGCCGGAGCGGAGAUGCAGCCGCCGCCCCGAAAAGUGAAGCCGGCCCAGGAGGUGAAGCUUCGCUUCCUGGAGCAGCUGAGCAUUCUUCAGACCCGGCAGCAGAGGGAGGCAGAUCUGCUGGAGGAUAUCAGAUCCUACAGCAAGCAGAGGGCAGCCAUUGAGCGGGAGUAUGGGCAGGCACUCCAGAAACUGGCUGGGCCAUUCCUGAAGAGGGAAGGACACCGGAGCGGGGAAAUGGACAGUAGACCUUCUCUGGGGAGAGGCAGGAUGGUGUUUGGUGCCUGGAGAUGCCUGCUGGAUGCUACCAUGGCUGGGGGCCAAGCCCGGCUCCAGGCGUCUGACCGCUACCGGGACCUGGCAGGGGGCACGGGGCGGAGUGCCAAGGAGCAGGUGCUUAGGAAGGGAGCAGAGAACCUCCAGAGGGCUCAGGCUGAGGUGCUGCAGUCUGUCCGGGAGCUAAGCCGAAGUCGGAAGCUGUAUGGGCAGCGGGAACGCGUGUGGACCUUGGCACAGGAGAAGGCGGCUGAUGUCCAGGCCAGGCUGAACCGAAGUGACCAUGGCCUCUUUCACACUCGGACCAGUCUCCAGAAACUCAGCACCAAGCUGUCUGCCCAGUCGGCCCAGUACUCCCAGCAGCUGAGAGCAGCCCGAAAUGAGUACCUGCUCAACUUGGUGGCCACCAAUGCCCACCUGGACCACUACUACCAGGAAGAACUGCCAGCCCUGCUCAAGGCCCUGGUCAGUGAGCUGUUGGAGCACUUGAGGGACCCUCUGACCUCACUGAGCCGCACUGAGCUGGAAGCUGCAGAGAUGGCCCUGGAGCAUGCGCGCCGCGGGGGGCAGGCAACCUCCCAGGUAAGCUGGGAGCAGGAUCUGGAGCUCUUUCUUCGGGAGCCCGGAGUAUUUUCCCCCACCCCACCUCAGCAGUUUCAGCCAGCAGGGAAUGAUCAGGUGUGUGUCCUGGAGCUGGAGGGAGGCGCAGGCGGCGUGGCUGGGGAGAGUGGCCUGGAGAAAGAAGUUCAACGCUGGACAAGCCGCGCUGCCCGAGACUACAAGAUCCAGAACCACGGGCAUCGGGUGCUGCAGCGGCUGGAGCAGAGGCGGCAGCAGGCUCCGGAGCGAGAAGCUCCCGGCAUUGAAGAGCGGCUGCAGGAAGUGAGGGAGAGCAUCCGGCGGGCACAGGUGAGCCAGGUGAAGGGGGCUGCCCGGCUGGCCCUGCUGCAGGGGGCUGGCCUGGAUGUGCAGCACUGGCUGAAGCCAGCCAUGACCCAGGCCCAGGACGAGGUGGAGCAGGAGCGACGGCUCAGCGAGGCCCGGCUGUCCCAGAGGGACCUCUCUCCCACGGCUGAGGAUGCUGAGCUCUCUGACUUUGAGGAAUGUGAGGAGACUGGGGAGCUCUUUGAGGAGCCUGCCCCACAAGCCUUGGCCACCAGGCCCCUCCCCUGCCCUGUGCAUGUGGUGUUUGGCUAUCAGGCAGGACGUGAGGAUGAGCUGACCAUCACAGAGGGCGAGUGGCUAGAGGUCAUAGAGGAGGGAGACGCCGAUGAAUGGGUCAAGGCUCGGAACCAGCACGGUGAGGUAGGCUUUGUCCCUGAGCGGUAUCUCAACUUCCCGGACCUCUCCUUCCCCGAGAGUGGCCAUGACAGCGACAAUCCCUUGGGGACAGAGCCCACAGCGUUCCUGGCCCGUGCCCUGUACAGCUACACAGGACAGAGUGCAGAGGAGCUGAGCUUCCCCGAGGGGGCGCUCAUCCGCCUGCUGCCCCGGGCCCAGGAUGGAGUGGAUGAUGGCUUCUGGAGGGGAGAAUUUGGGGGCCAUGUUGGGGUCUUCCCCUCCCUGCUGGUGGAGGAGCUGCUUGGCCCCCCAGGCCCAUCUGAACUCUCAGACCCUGAACAGGUUUACCUCCUGCAGUGGCUUGGGCCUCCCCAUCUCCUUUGGUGCAGAGAAAAGGGAAAUCAAGGCAGUCUUCAUGCUGCCAUCCCCUUCUCCUCCCAGCUUCUCCCCUCCUGCACCCACCUCUGCCUUGGAUGGUUCCCCUGUACCUGUCCUGCCCAGGGAUCAAGACCUGGACUGCCCUGGACCCUUGGACAUGAUGGCACCUAGACUCAGGCCGAUGCGUCCACCACCUCCCCCACCGGCUAAAGCCCCGGAUCCUGGCCACCCAGAUCCCCUCACCUGAAGCCAGGGGGAGUCACUGUCCCCCAGUGAUGCUGCUGCCCCCAUCUCCGUGCUAUCAGAGACCUCCCCCUCCCAAUGAUCUGGAGCGACACGGCCAAAAGCUGGAAUCUCCCCCAUUUCCAUUCUCACCUUCAGGGGUAGAAAUUUCCCCUACCCCCAUUUCUGGGGCUGGAACCCACUCCUUUUUUCCCAUCAUCCUCCUGCCAUCUCUAGGGCUGGAACUACCCUCCUUUCUCUUCUGCUACCACCCCAUCUCUAGAGUGGUGGAAUCUCUUGAAAUCUCUGGGGCUGGAAUUCGUCCUCCAAAGUCUUGAGUGGCUCUGGCUCAUCUGUGUCUCCACCCUGGUUCUGUGAACCACCCCUAGUCCAGAUGCCAGAGCCACUGGGGUUGGGGGUAGGGACAUGGUCAGGCCUGUCAGAAGGAGCUGAAGCCAGUAUGCCAAGCAGUUGUAAUGGUCUGAGCGGAUUUAUUGACAGUGAAUAAAGGGCACGAAGCCCAA
Messenger RNA from Camelus dromedarius (Arabian camel), 2739 nucleotides. RefSeq names its product FCH and double SH3 domains 1 (gene FCHSD1). Gene Ontology annotation, cellular component: neuromuscular junction; recycling endosome. Gene Ontology annotation, biological process: regulation of actin filament polymerization; neuromuscular synaptic transmission. The coding region runs from base 74 to 2164 and encodes 696 amino acids. The record is from RefSeq and is a predicted model, not a curated record. Gene Ontology annotation, molecular function: protein binding. NCBI's taxonomy places the organism in Eukaryota, Metazoa, Chordata, Mammalia, Artiodactyla, Camelidae. The transcript is spliced from 21 exons.